This is a messenger RNA of Dermacentor silvarum, 2068 nucleotides long. Its product is annotated as venom metalloproteinase antarease-like TfasMP_A. The transcript has 12 exons. Gene Ontology annotation, biological process: membrane protein ectodomain proteolysis. The record is from RefSeq and is a predicted model, not a curated record. The coding region runs from base 316 to 1221 and encodes 301 amino acids. Lineage: Eukaryota; Metazoa; Arthropoda; Arachnida; Ixodida; Ixodidae. Gene Ontology annotation, molecular function: metalloendopeptidase activity.
CCUAAUAGAGUAAAAAUUUUCAAAGCUUAAUAUAAAAAACGUACUACUUGACCAAAUGUUCACCUAAAAUUUGGAAAGAGCACUAAACAACACAUCUGUUUUGUUCUUCCAGGCUUUGUGGUGUACCCGAAGCUUCUGGAAAGCAGGGCAGAGGAUGGCCGUCUUAUUUUGCAAGUUCAUCCUGGUCUGAUCCUAACUCUCGAAAGGAGCUCUAUAUUUACAAAGCAUUUACAUUUUAUCUCAUUUGAACAUUCCACCACAACUAUAUUCAACGGAGAAGAGCUCGAACGAAACUUGUAUCAAGAUACCACGCAUAUGUCAUCUCUCAUUGUGGACCGAAUGCAGAGUGGCAUGCAAGUGCACGGAAUUCUCAAUCAUAACCUCAAGAUCGUGCCACUCGCGGUGGCGAGCCGAUCAAGUGAUGGGAGCUCUGCACAUGAAAUCACCGAAAUUCCACAUAAGUCCACAAACACGGCUGCUAAAAAUAACACAAAAUAUGCUCACGAUCCCUACAAGCAGUCCUGCGACCCUGUAAACAUUACCAAGAAAGGAAAGGAAAAGACUCCACCUGUUGUAUUUCGUGUGGAAGUAUGCAUUGUGGUCAGCCGGAAGUAUACAAGUGCGUUUAACACAACAGAGAAACUUCUCCAUUAUCUUGCGGCCAUGCUUAAUGGGGUGGCAAUGCGAUACAUUGAAAUGGAAUGUCCACAAAUACGGUUUCAAUUAAACAAAGUUUGGGAAGUUAAGGACGAAUUUCUUUUGGGGGACAAAGUCUGCGGCUUACCUGCAACUAUACAAAUACACGGCGAUAACGACACUGUCUGCCGCUUUGAUGCUGUAAAGACAUUCAACAAGACCAGAGACUACAUAAGCCAAUGUGUUACUGCAGAGUGCGACGUUGUUUACCUUUUGACCAGAGAGGACCUCGCAUACUGUAAGGGUGGUAAAUGCAAUAUUGACGUCACAGGUAUCGCUGAAAGAGCUGGAAUUUGCACGGUGGAGAACUUCGCUAUCGGAGAAGACGAACCGCGCACAUAUAACGGAUUAAUAACGAUGGCUCAUGAACUUGGGCAUUCUCUGGGCUCCGAUCAUGACAGUUGUGAAGAUGCAAAGGACUGUCCUGCUAGUUAUGGAAACUUGAUGACAAGCAUAAAUACGGACAUGCGAAAUAAAUCAAGGCUGUCGCAGUGCAGCCAACGACAAAUACGUUCGAGGGUGUGAGGGAAUGUGACAUCAAGUGCUGCUGGAAUAAGACAGUAAGAACAGAAAAUCGUGGCAGCUUUAGUAGUUCCGAGACUAAACUUACGGAAUAUCAAGAGACUACAACUGAAGAGAGUUACGAUUAUUACUACGACGACGGUCCAUCUUCUGGAUAUCACAGCAUGCUGGAUGGAAUGCCAUGCAGCGAGAAUAAGACAUGCUACAGAGGUAUUUGCGGCACUCACAACUGGAGUUUGAUAAAGCGGGACUAUGGCACUUACCGGACGUUUCUAAACAUUUCAUGAUCUUUGUUUCCUUAAAUCGAGGAUUGUGUAAUUCUAUCGGAAAGUAGUAAACACCCUUUCAUUUCCCAGGAUACACAUUGAUUUCAACAUCACUAAUUUUAUGAUAAGGAAUGCGGGCAAGAAAUAUUGCAGCGCAGCCUGCCUGUACGAAGGUGAAAGAUUUCAUUUUCAAGCAAAGGUUUCGUAUUAGUUCAGCACUGUUACGUCCGUCCCAUAUAGAUGAUGUCGAUAAAGGAUACUGCACUAAUAUUGAAAAAAAAGAACACCGCAAUCAAUGCCACACUGCUUUGCUCCAUAUUAAGCAAGUUUAUUGUUUGAAUGUAAUGAUUUUAUUUUUUGUAAAUCAACUGGAAUGAUUAAAAUAUAGUGAUAAUAAUAUUUAUUAGUAAUUUUAUAUUACAAGACACUCAUACUUUCUUCAAGUUGUUCACAGUCAUAUGUAUUCCACUGCUUGAACUCACCUGAGUGGUGUGGAAUGGCACAAUUUCAAUAGAAUAAUAAUGGAGCAUAUUAAUCUAACCUGUGCAGUAAAAGUUCCUGAGUAUUUAUAAAUAUCGUUUUCU